Penicillium oxalicum is the source of this 3843-nucleotide messenger RNA. RefSeq lists its product as uncharacterized. Lineage: Eukaryota; Fungi; Ascomycota; Eurotiomycetes; Eurotiales; Aspergillaceae. Gene Ontology annotation, molecular function: microtubule binding. The coding region runs from base 1 to 3843 and encodes 1280 amino acids. The transcript has 4 exons. Gene Ontology annotation, biological process: astral microtubule depolymerization; mitotic spindle assembly. The record is from RefSeq and is a predicted model, not a curated record. Gene Ontology annotation, cellular component: microtubule organizing center; cytoplasmic microtubule; mitotic spindle midzone.
AUGGAGGCAAAAGCUGCAGAACUUUUGGCAGCCUUCAAAAACCCGAACGUGUCUAUCGAUGCCAAGGUUGCCCAUUUGACGGCCAUCAAAUCGGACAUUAAGCAAAAGAAUGUUCCAGAAGGCGCUAUUCCGAUCAUCUUCGACACCCUUCGCCUGGCGUUGACGUCUCAGCACUACUCUGUGUUAGGAGCAGGCUUUUCGACCCUCGGCCAUUUUCUCAAGCGUCUGACAAUUCAAGACCAGCAACAAUGGAUAGUGAGCCAGGCGCGCAACUUCUAUCAUGUCCUUUUGGAACGACUGGGAGAUCACAAAGAGCGGAUUCGAUCGCAAGCAGCAUCUAUUUUCACGGAGCUAUGGUCUGUGGCGCCUAGUGACGUCGAAUACUAUGUCCUGGAGACUGCAUUGACCGGCAAAAACUCCCGGGCCAGAGAAAUGAGCAUGUUGUGGCUCUCGAACAUGACCAAACACCACGGACUGUUGUUUCGUCAGUACGUGCCUUCGUUAGUCUUAUGCCUGGAGGAUGCAGAUAGCGCCGUAAGAGAUACGGCGAGAUUAGUGGUUGUCGAACUAUUCCGGAACGCUCCCGCACGAGCCAAGUCUGACCUGCAGAAACAGCUGCUAGCUCAGGGCGUGCGGAAGUCCAUUGCGAACGCCAUCCUCUCAGGGAUCGGGUUGACCGACUCGGAGCCUCCAAGCUCGGUUCGUUCCAUGUCUCGCGCCGAAAGACCCAUCUCGGUGAUGUCGUCAAGAUCGAACGUCAGAGACUUAGUCGAAGAAGAAUCAGAGCCGACCCGGAAUCGGCCCGAGUCGUCAAGAAGCCACUAUGACCGAUCCACACCUGCCCCCACAGAAGCGCCCUCCAGGCCGAAGACUCCGGCGGCUGAGUCGCAAAGCUUGCCGCAAGCCUCAUACGAAGACGAUGGAAUUGAGCCCUUGCUAGUCUCAUCAGCCCGAGAUAUUGAUGACACCGUGCGAGACAUGCUCCCAUGGUUCGACGGUAGAGAAUCCGAGGACAAUUGGCUGAAACGGGAGAAAAAUGUCAUUCUUUUCCGCCGUCUCACUCGGGGCAAUGGGCCACAUGACUUCACUCAAAGCUACAUAAACGGAGUGAAGACUCUUCUCGACGGAAUAUUCAAGGUUGUUCAUUCCCUUAGGACAACACUUUGCACUAAUGGCUGUCUUUUGGUCCAAGACAUUGCCCGAACUUGCGGCCCAAAAAUGGACCAUAUGGUUGAGAUAACUAUGCAGAACUUGAUGAAGCUUUGUGGAUCCUUGAAGAAGAUUGCCGCUCAGAAUGGCAAUGCCACCGUGGAUGCUGUAAUCGGGAGUGUGUCUUACAACAUUCGCAUUCUGCAGCAUAUUCAAUGGGCUUCCCAGGAUAAGAAUUUGCAAUUGCGACUGUUUGCCGCGGGAUGGCUACAAACUUUGAUCAACAGACAAGCCAACCAGAAAGGUACUGUCGAGCAUGGCGGUGGCCUUGAUCUUGUUGAAAAAGCAAUCAAACGGGGUCUCGCGGAUGCAAACCCUGCUGUACGAGAAGCCGUGCGUAGUACAUUCUGGACCUUCCACAAAGUUUGGCCGGACAGAGCAAAUGCAAUCAGUUCGACCCUUGAUGCAAAGUCUCGAACUCUGCUUGAGAAAGACUCCUCGAAUCCGAAUGCUACCAAGAGCGCUUCUACGCCGACAAAAGUCUCGGCCGGCCCGGCUGCUAGUCGGUCUGCCUUGAAAGAAGCUAUCGCAGCUAGGAAGAGAGCUCUACCACCGUCGCGACCAGAAUCUGCUCAGUCCGCAUUUGUCGACUCUGAUGCUUUGUCUAGGCCAUCCGCACGUACAAUGCACACCGUUGCACCCCUCUCUUCCCUUUCAUCUGCUCCUAUGCGGCCCGCCAUGAAGCCGCGCCGGCCUGAGAUCAGUCGUCCGGCAACUGCAGAUCCCUACGCCCGCCGACCGGAUUCCAGAGCCGCUCAAAAUCCCGGGAAAACUGCUAGCUCCCCGAGGACAAUGCGGACGAAGGCCACUACGCCCUCCUCAAAACCUGCGACUGGGCCACGCCUCCGUCCCCAAGAGCUUGAACAAUCGGGGACAACCAGAGAUAGGCCUAAGAAACUCGAUCUGUCCAAAUCCAAGUCCCACGGAGAUUUGGCCGCAGCGAGUCGUUCCCAUAGCGAAUCUGGUGAAAGCGCCACACCCUACUCUUCCACGCAUGAUUCGCACGAGGUUCCAUUGAGCAGGCUCGACGACCCAGCGCCGAUAUUGCCAGAGAGCAAAUUUCUUUCCGCAUUACAUCCGGCUCUUUCUUCACAUGAGAAUCUCGCUACUCCUCAACUCCGCUCCGAGCACGCGGAAGAGCCGCUUUCCCUCCGCGUUCCUGAAACGAUCCCUCUACCAGCGUCUCCGCAUGCAGCUGAGCCGGAUCACGGGGCGCCACUGUAUCCUGCUUCUCCGAACGCUGCAGCUGAACCGCAAGUGAAGUCACAUCCGGAGCCUGUACUCAUAUAUGAGGACCCUGCUUCACCGGUUCCCGCAGAGCCAAAAACGCCUCAGUUGUCCCCAUCCCGGGACCCCAGUCCAUCAAAGCCUGCUCAUCAACUUAACGAAUAUGAACUGGGCGCCGAUCCCGUACCGGUUUCACCGGCAGCCCCGGAGACACCUCCUAAAUUUACCUUGUCAGAGCUGGCCUCGAAUCCGAUUCUGCACAACGACGGUCCCAAUGAAGCACGAUUCCCCUCCCCUCAGAAGACGCCACUUCGGGGAACUCCUUCCCCUACCAGAGGCCAUGCUCAUCCCGCCCUAUCCCCGAAUGGAAGCAAUUUGCGGACUCCGUCACCACCAAAACCGGCCGCGCCGAGUGCUUUCGCUCGGAGUCUGAACGAUGAGAACGUGUUUGGACAUUCCUCCAAGGUGGAAGAGGUCACCACUACUCCGCGUUCUGUACUGAAGCCCGCGGCGCUGGAGGAGAUGUCUCUAAAUGAGUCAACUUCACGGCUUCCGGUGGAAUUCAGAGGUCGAUCACAGGGCUCACCAGCACCCUCGGUGAUUGAAGAACCCACCUUCCGCCAUCGGCGGAAAUGGGCUGAGCGGCACCGAAGCCCGAGUCCUCGCUCCAAAGACCCCGGCAAUGCCAAAGAGAUGCUGAAUAAGGCGCUGAUUCGCAUCAAUUCGCACAACAUGGAUAUUUCUGGAUACAGAAAAUUACAGGGACUAUAUCAUUAUCACGGCGAUGCGGUCGUCUCGCGUGAAGAGGAAUACUACGCAAUGCUGGAGGCCCUACUACGUGAGCUCGAGGCAGCUCCCUUAAAUCGGAAAGACCAUGAUGUGAAGACGCAAAUACUGGCCACGAUACGUUCCAUGCUUCUUCGGACCAGUGCACUUUUCCACCGUUACGAUGUGGCCGCUAUGGCUUCCUUGAUCCGCGCACGACGCUACUACGAGUCCAACUCCCACUUUGUGACUUGUCUGGAAGAGGUGGCUGAGCAAUUGUCUCUCCUUAUUUCUCCGCAGAGAGUGAUUGAAGGCGUGCUCCAAGGCAUUGAACCGGGCGAUGCCGUGAACAAUGGGAUGGGUGAUGACACGUGGCGAUCCAUUAUCAUGGGACUGGCCACCGUCCAUCAAGCGCUCUCAAAGGGACCCGUUGAGCUCUCUGACGACAGUCUGGCUCGUAUUGGUACAGUGGUCAGCCAGCAAUUAGGCCAUGCUCGACCGGGCGUGCGAAAGCAAGCCACUGAGCUGUGUACCCUGCUCAAUAUCAAAUUCGGCCCCGAACGAGUGCAAAAGGUCACACCUCCCGCCGGCGAAGGCUCACUUAAUCUGCUUACGUACUUCAUGGCCCGUCGUGCCCAGUGA